This is a messenger RNA of Ostrinia furnacalis (Asian corn borer), 818 nucleotides long. RefSeq names its product protein obstructor-E. NCBI's taxonomy places the organism in Eukaryota, Metazoa, Arthropoda, Insecta, Lepidoptera, Crambidae. Gene Ontology annotation, cellular component: extracellular region. The transcript has 6 exons. Gene Ontology annotation, molecular function: chitin binding. The record is from RefSeq and is a predicted model, not a curated record. The coding region runs from base 70 to 738 and encodes 222 amino acids.
CGGCACUUUUGUCAUAUAGACUCAUUCAAGAAAAAAGAGACCGCGGAGUGGUCAGUGACAAAAAUCAAAAUGCUACGAUUCGUGUCUUUUACUCUUGCCAUUGUUGCAAUGUGCAACGGUCAGAUAGCUGUAGAACGGGAUCCCGUCUGCGGAACACGGAACGGUUUCUACGGCAUCGAAGGGAACUGCGAUGCAUACGUAGAAUGUCGGGACUACAGAUCAAGGGAAAUGCAGUGCCCUGACGGUCUCCACUUUGACCCUGCAGUGGCAUGGCCAAACUAUCCCUGUGGCUACCCCAUGGAGGUGGAUUGCGCAGGACGUGGUAUCGCUCAACCCGCUCAACCCAGCGCCGAGUGUCCGCACCUCUAUGGGUUCUUCCCGUCCCCCAAGGCCACAGCAGAUGAGUGUGGAUACUACCGCAUGUGUGUCGACGGUGUCGCCGUCGAGAUGGCCUGCCCCCCUGGGCUGGCCUUCAACCCCAGCAAUGCCCGCUGCGACUGGCCUGAUACUGUGUCCACUUGCAAUGCUGCUGCUUUCUUGGGAUUCACGUGCCCCCCUCCACCGGUAAAUGAAAUUGGUGAACUUAUAGAAGGGCCAGUUAACUACAAAUACGAAGGCAACUGCUUCGCGUUCUUCUCGUGCGAGGAAGGCCGCGCCCGGCUGCUGUCGUGCGACGCCGGCUACGGCUUCGACCCCGUCUCGGGCCGCUGCGUGGACGGCGAUAUUAUCAAAUGCUGAAAAUAGAUUAUAAUUUAUUAUUAUAGACCCAAGGUUGCAAAUAAGGCUUUUUAAAUAAAUAUUUAGGUAUCAUUUUUGAA